AUGGACUAUCGCCAAAGUAAUGAUGGUCAUAUUCUUUUCUUUAAACAUUCUAGAAAUAAAAUUUCUAUUUUAUUAGUUUAUGUUGGUGACAUGAUACUUACUAGAGAUGAUAUGUUAGAAAUAGAAAUGUUAAAUGAUAAAUUAUUUGCAUGCUUCAAAAUUAAAAGACUAGAAAAUUUAAAGUACUUUUCUUGGUAUGAAAAUUACAUAUUCUAGAUGUUGUAUAUUCUUAUCUCAUUUAAAUAUACUUUAGAUUUACUUAAAGAAAUCAGAACUAGUGACAAUACACUAGCAACCACUCCCAUUAAACUUGAUGGGAAAUUAGGUCGAAGUGAAGACAACCCACCAGUAGAUAGAGGAAGAUAUCAGAGGCUGAUUGGUAAAUUAAUUUAUUUAUCUCACACUCGACCAAAUAUUACCUACGUAGUAAAAUUAUUGAGUCAAUUUAUACAUGAUCCUAGAGAAGUACAUAAUGCAGUGGCAAGACGAGUACUUCUUUAUUUAAAGGGUAUACUAGAUUACGGCUUGUUAUUUCAACCACAUGGGCAUACUAACGUGAAAAUAUUCAUUGAUGCUGACUAUGUAGGUUCUAUUGUAGAGAGACGAUUUACUUCAAGGUACUGUUCAUUCUUAAGAGGAAACUUAAUCAUAUAA
Spirodela intermedia is the source of this 654-nucleotide messenger RNA. The record is from the annotation of a GenBank genome assembly. NCBI's taxonomy places the organism in Eukaryota, Viridiplantae, Streptophyta, Magnoliopsida, Alismatales, Araceae.